Messenger RNA from Tilletiaria anomala UBC 951, 4897 nucleotides. RefSeq names its product Pkinase-domain-containing protein. The record is from RefSeq and is a predicted model, not a curated record. Gene Ontology annotation, molecular function: ATP binding; protein serine/threonine kinase activity. Gene Ontology annotation, biological process: protein phosphorylation; intracellular signal transduction. Gene Ontology annotation, cellular component: cytoplasm. The transcript has 3 exons. The coding region runs from base 290 to 4801 and encodes 1503 amino acids. Lineage: Eukaryota; Fungi; Basidiomycota; Exobasidiomycetes; Georgefischeriales; Tilletiariaceae.
ACAGCAUCUUGUCCAUCUACAUGUGCCAUUCUCGGUCUCCCCUGCGCUCUGCACGCGCUACCGGAGCGCGUCUCGUCUAGGCAGUUCAGAGCCAUGCAGAAGUGACCUUGCUGGCGCUAGAAUCACGCUUGAUCCUAGCCCAGUCGACUCCGUUCCGGACUCCAAUCAUAUCUACAACCGUGCGCGUUUAACGCUCGCUCAUCAACAAUCAGAUCCUUGAGAAGGCUUAAGUCACUCCAAUACCUACCAAGCGCCUCAUUGCUGGCGAUUGCAACAGUUGCUGAUCGAAAUGCCAUCCGUUCGAGGCGCAGGGGCUCAAGCGGCCCACAAGCGCGUCUUCGUAGCGGCCUCUGACUCCGCGUCAUCUUUCGCUUCCACAGCGCCUAGCAUCAGUCACAUGGCCGGUCCCUCUGGACGAGGCGCCAGCUCGAUACCAGCAGGCACCAGCAUCGGCUCGGGUUUCGCAGCUUCUAACAUGGCGGGCCCCUUGUCCACCGCAGCGCUCGCGAGCGCCUAUCAAGAACUAGGCAAGGAGCUUUCCUCUUCACGCCUUCGUUCGAUAGGCAACUACACACUCGGCCGCCCGAUUGGGGAAGGAACAUUUGGAAAAGUGCGCCUCGGCUCUCAUCGUCUAAUCCCCAACUCGCGUGUCGCGAUCAAGCAAAUCCCCAAGUCCGCCGGUGCGAUGCAGUCGCUCAUCCGAGAAAUUCAUCAUCACCGGCGUUUGCACCACCCGCACGUCAUGCAGCUAUACGAGGUAUUGGCGACGGAGAACUACAUCUGGAUGGUGUCAGAGCUUUGCGCAGGGGGAGAACUCUACGACUACCUGAUCGAAUCGCCAACAGGCUGCCUUUCGGAGCACGAAGGUCGCAGGAUCUUCGGCCAACUCUGCCUGGCCGUCGCCUAUGUGCACGACAAAGGAAUAGUCCAUCGCGAUUUGAAGCUGGAAAAUGUGCUACUCGACGAGAGGUGCAACGUCAAGCUGGGCGAUUUUGGUUUCACACGCGAGUUCGAAGAGAGACGCUUGAUGGACACUUUUUGUGGUACCACUGGAUAUGCAGCGCCGGAGAUGCUUGCGGGAAAGAAGUAUUUAGGCAAGCAGGUCGACCUUUGGUCCCUAGGCAUUAUACUGUACGCCCUACUCUGUGGUGCCUUACCUUUCGAUGACGAUGACGAGGAAGUCAUGAAGGGAAAGAUCCUCCAAGGCGAAUUCGAGAUACCUUCCGGCUUAAGCGAAGAAGCGACAAAUCUGAUCACGUCCAUCCUGGUAAAGAACCCGUCUUCGCGUCCGUCGAUUCCAGAAAUUCUUUCUCAUCCCUGGUUCACCAAGAUCAUCCCCCCAGCUUCUGGGUUAGCAACAACGCAGACAACAGCGACGAGCGCGAUGGGCAUGACCACAGUCGAUGAAGACCCCUUUUCAUCAUCGCCUUCAGUUUCCGCAUCAGCAUCCGCGGCGAACGUCAGCUACCUCUCGGCUAUCGGCUAUGGCGAUGCCGAUACGGAUGCUGAAGUAGCAGGCAGCUCCGAGUACGAUUUGGGCAGCAGUCUCAGCCCCAUCCAGAGUCGAACCUCGGAGACCUCAGGCAUAUCGUUCUUGAGCGAGGCUGAGCAUUUCCUGAGGAGUGAAAGAGAUCGUGGUGAUGACGUCUCUGGCUUCGCACAUGAUGGCAAUAAAUGCGCCGAGUUCGGAAGCAAGCGGAAGGGUGCGAAGCGGGAACGACUUGAUGGCAAGGAGCUGCCGCAAACACCACUUUCUCUUCCGUCACCUCCCGAGACCAAGGACGUAGAACAAACUAGUCCAAGCGCGCGUGCGGUCGCCGGCGUUGAUUCAUUGAUGUCAUUAUCUACCACCUGCAACUGCGGCAGUAGCAAGAGGAGCAAAAGACCAAGCCUCGGUUCUGCGCGCAACGAUUCACACGCAACUUUACCGGGCACAGCCCUGAAGCGGGAAGGCUCGAUAGGGAGUGACGGCUCGUCGAAGGUCCCUCACGGCAACACGGCUGCUUUGAGAGAGCUUCCGACGCAUACGGAGAGCGUCAGCGCUGAUUCUUUCUCCACUUCAGACUCGGUACUGAACACGCCGGAACAGGAAAAAGACGAUGAAGGGCAAGAGAGAGUGGAGGACAAUCAGGAGCCAGACAAAUGCGCUGCGCCUGUAUUACCCAGCUCGACAUCAGCACCACCAGAGUGCAACCACUCACAGCAUUCAAAUCGCGGUGCUGGCAAUGGUGGUCACCACCGCACUCCAUCACGUUCCAAACGACGCUCAACCUCCUCAGUUGUUCUCUCUGAUCACCACGCACCGACACCCGACUUGUCCGGCAGGCCUGAGGACUAUUCCGCGCUCCUAAAGCUCUUGCAGCCUACGUUAUUUAGUACGCUCGUCGAGCAGAAUCUGCUCGCUAGCUUAUCGGCGCUGGGCUUGGACGUCGGACAGGUCGUCCACAGCGUCAUGAACGAUGCUUGCGAUUCGAGUGGUGCGCUUUGGUGGCUGCUCAAGAGGAAGGCAGACGAGAAGCAGGCACUGCUCAUGCAAUACAAUACCGCGCUUGCGACUAGUAUUGGCCAAGCCGCUUGUUCUUCUCCCUCAAUACAGCCUAUAUCGACCUUUGGAACCAGGCCAGCGUCAGCAGGGUCAUCAACCAACACUUCCAUUGCGCCUUCCAGCCUCCCUCCCGUCCCGGACUCUACCCUGGAGAUCCUUUCGGGCCUCGGAGCGCCGCCGGUGCCACCCAAAGAGUCACUGAACGACCUCUUUAAAGUCAGGCCCUCCCAGCGCAGUAAAGACUGCAGCUUCUCAGGCCCGCUGCCGCCUUCUCUUUCGCGCUCCAAGAAAAAUAUCUCUUCUCUCGUGGAUCAGUCUAGCUCCUCGACGGGCUCCGAUACAACGCCACGGCGAAGCAAGACGAUGAUCGCUGCGAGUGUUGGUGAGACGAGCCACGCGACUACUCCAAGCGAGACUCUGGAAACGCCGCCUCCAGACAAGUCUUCCCGCCCAGCCGCUCCUGCAGCUACCCGGCAACGUUCGACGUCCUUUACUAUGCGUCAGCUCACGAACGUGCUGGCUGGAAUUUCGAAAGAGCGGCUCGUUGAUGAGGAUGCGUCUGCAUCGAACAAGUUAGAGCGGUCCAAGAGUCCUAGCUCUGCGCUGUUUAGCAAGCGUCCUGGGGUGGGUCAAGUCCGACGCGGUUCCAAAGAUGAUUCGCCCAGCAUGACCGAUUCGCCGAAGAAAAAUGCGCGCACGCCUGAACUGUCACCGCGCGUCAGCUCUAUGCGAUUGGACACCUUGGAUCCCGUGACCGAUCAGUCCACUUCUCCCAGCAGCUCGGCAAUCAGUGAUGCGCGCAACACGGCACUCUCAUUUUCCGUCUCCAUGAAUUCCGUUUCAACCGCUGCAUCUACGACCAACACCGUCGACACUGGCAAGUCGAAGUUCCGUCGUUCCAAGUUCAUGGCAACUGUGCGCACGUGGCUCGGAUCGGAAGGCAAGCCAGAACAAUCAAACCCUUUCCCAGCGAAAGGUAAAAAAAAGAAGAGUGGUAAGCUUGGACAAGAGUCGGCUUCGCUCGCACCCAUUCAGGUUGGAAGCAUGCGAAAGCGGUCCGCGCCAUAUCCUCAAGGCUCGAUGCGAAGGGUCAGCGGUGUGCCGCAUAGCCCCAUGCGCGCAAGCGUCAGUCGUAUGAGCUCUUCCAACAGUAUUUACAGGAGACCAUCCACGAUUCGCAGGCAAAGUGCGAGCACGAUUGUUCUUGCCGCUACAGGUCAAGAUGGUAUCGGAAUUUCUGUCCGGCAGAACAGUCGCCCGUCGAGCAUCCAUUCCGUGGGACGUAAAGCUUCGGGCCUGCACGGAAGAAAGGGGUCUGCUAGUAGCUCUGGCUCAGGAGUCAAACAACUGCGAGGAGAAUACGCCGGGAGCCUGCGCCAUCGUCGGCGAGCUAGUUCAGAAGGCGGUACAAUUGUCCAACGGCACCGCGUUUACUCAACCAGCGCAAGCCACUCGCGUCGACACUCGAAGACAGACUCAGCCGAGUUGACGGGGGCUGAGCUUGAUGACUCCUUGGCGGCUGAAACUCCGCGGCUAUCGCAUGCACCGCGCAAAUCAUCUGAUUCUCGAGAGGGCCACGAAAACUACGGAAGCGGGCAUUUCAAGACCCAAUUUUUGGCGCACAAAACCCGCACGAGCUUCAAACCGCCGACUUCUAUGAACAUAUCGUCCAGCAAAGAAGGUGCACACGGCCAUGGCAACGGACACGGCCAUUCGCACUUGCAGCCUCACGUUCCCACUUGGAUGCGGAGCUGGGGCAAGCCCCCGCCACAUUGGGAAGGCCGCAUCGACGAUGAGCCUUCCAAGAGCGAAAUCAUCGACACUCUUCGGCCCAAGCUCCGGGACGUCUUUGCGCAGAGUGAAGAUGACGUGUGGGAAGACGAGGACGAGGAGCCGGCGUACCUUGGUGGCCUUGGCCAGACGGCAGCCAGCAGCGCCAUGGCGAAUUGGACCUGGGGGAGCCGUGCUGCUGCCGACUCGCCGUACGCAAGCCGAAUCUUACUGGGGUCCGGCUCGAUAAAUGCUGCUGAUGAAGUCCGCCCGAAAUCCAUGCGCUCGCUCUUCACUCCACCCUCGCUCGGGUCUGAGACUGCACCGAGGAUCAUUUCUACGUCUGCUCCAUCAUCGGACGGGCUUCCUAUUCAAGGUGAGGCCGGCGCAAGCACCCUCGCAGCGCUAUCUGCUGGCAGCCGCAUUCGGACGGCAGCUGCGCCAACAUUUAGGCCGACCAUUGAAGAAGAAGAGGAAGAAGAUUAGGAGCCUUCAAUGUCCUCGCUUAGAUACGAAGGGCACGAUACCCAGAGGGUUAAUUCACUCUCUUAGAUACCCCGAAAAUAGUUUGCAACAGCACAG